This is a messenger RNA of Anarrhichthys ocellatus (wolf-eel), 3279 nucleotides long. It is a transcript of the gene dolk, whose product is annotated as dolichol kinase. The coding region runs from base 255 to 1847 and encodes 530 amino acids. Gene Ontology annotation, biological process: dolichyl monophosphate biosynthetic process. The record is from RefSeq and is a predicted model, not a curated record. The transcript has 2 exons. Gene Ontology annotation, cellular component: endoplasmic reticulum membrane. Gene Ontology annotation, molecular function: dolichol kinase activity. Lineage: Eukaryota; Metazoa; Chordata; Actinopteri; Perciformes; Anarhichadidae.
ACCCGGCUGUCAAACAUGGCCCCCUCCUUCUGGGUGUGAGGGAAACGACAGCUGACAAAGGAAAGAAAUCUUUCAAAAAAGGACGGCGCCCAUUCGUUUCAACACCGCACCUCUGUGCAGAUAACACUGCACGCAUGUGAUAUCCUUGGCAAGAGAAAAGUGGCUGCAAAAUGAUGAAGUGUGCCAGAGAGAGGAAGUGACAGAAGUUCAUUGUUGCAGACCAUCUGUUCAGACCAACCCGUCCGGCCUUCACAAUGAUCGUCCGCCCUGCAGCCAUUCUGAUCAACCCGGUGCUCGUGGAGUCCGCCGUGGUUCUGGCCAUGUUGCUGUGUGUCCACAUGGCGAUCUGGAACCAGCACUCCUGGUGCUGCAUAGCCCUCUUCGUGCAGGCUUUCUACGUACAGCACAAAUGGGACCGCCUGCUCCGGUCCGGGGCCGCCGUGUUCCAGUUCCGCCCUUCAGCGAACAGCGGCAUCGUCCCGGCCUCCAUGGUGAUGCCUCUACUGGGCCUGGCGCUGAAAGAAAAGUGCACCGCCUCGGGGAAUGUCUACUUUGAGCGGUUCUCCAUGGUGGUCACCAUCACCGGCAUGUGCCUGGCUCUGUUCCUCUCGUUGAUCGCGCUGGGCAUCACCAGACCCGUGCCCACCAACACUUGCGUGAUCGCCGGCGUGGCCAGCAGUGCGAUUCUCUACACGGCAAAACAGACGCUGACGGUGUCGGAGGUCAUCGAGGUGUUGGAGGUGCUGUUGAUCUUCGUUUAUCUCAGCCUGAUUGUGCUUUACCUGCUGCCGCGCUGCCUCACGCCCGGAGAGGCGCUCCUCAUCGUGGGCGGAAUCAGCUUCAUCGUCAACCAGCUCAUCAAGCGCUCCCUGAACCUGGCGGAGGUCAAAGGUGAUCCGGUGAACUAUUUCCUGCCGGUCGUGGUGGUGGGCUCGCUGCUGCUGGGGGUUUUCUUCGCCCUGCUCUUCUGCUUCAUGGAGUCCGAGACCUGGGUGUCGUCGCUCUUCUUCCACAUGAUGACGGCCGUCCUGGGUCUGGGGAUCCUCAUGCCGUGGCUCUCCCUGUUCAUCGGCCGGCACCCCAUCAUGUGGCUGCUGGACUUCGUCACGUUAAAUGACCGAAGACUUUACCUGCUGGGGUACUGGCUGUUUCUGGCUGUCGUGGCCACUUGCGUUGUGCUGCACCAGAACUACCAGCGCCAGUCAGGCUCCAAGAAGCACCAGGCCUCCACCGUUGUCAGAAAGUACUUCCACCUGAUCGUGGUGGCCACGUAUGUUCCGGGUCUGGUGUACGACAGGCAGCUGCUUCAUGUGGCGUCCGUGGGCUGCUUGGCCAUUUUCCUGUUCCUGGAGUACGUGCGGUACUUUCGGAUCAGGCCGCUGGGUCAGCUGCUCAGGCAGCUGCUCACUUUGUUCCUGGAUGAGCGGGACUCUGGCCCUCUGAUUCUGACCCACGUGUACCUGCUGCUGGGCAUGUCACUGCCCAUUUGGCUGUUCCCCGGGCCCUGUGCCCCUAAGGGGAUCCUACCUGGUGCGGGCGGCCUGGUGCCUUACGCGGGUGUGCUGGCCGUGGGGGUCGGGGACACCGUGGCGUCUGUGUUCGGCAGCACCAUGGGGGAGAUCCGCUGGCCCGGCACUAAGAAAACCGUGGAGGGGACUGCGACGUCCGUGUUCGCCCAGAUCAUCGCCGUGGCCAUGUUCCUCAUCUUCGAUGGGAGCAUCAAUCUGAACUCCACGUACUCGUGGAUCGUUGGCUGCAUCACUCUGGUGGCCAUGCUGGAAGCCUACACCUCCCAAAUAGACAACCUCCUACUCCCCCUCUACCUCUUCAUCCUGCUGUUGCUUUGACUGGACAGAAGGCACGGAAACAAAAUCCCUCCCACUGUCCCCAGCUCUUUAUAGGGGGAAGAAAUAUGGAUGAGUUUGGGGUAAAAAAAAGCGUAAGAAAUAUGGAAAAAUUUGAUAGAAGUAACAGAAGUCUCUUUAGGGCACAAGAAACGAAUAGUUUAGAGCCGACGGCUUAAUCAAGCCGGGUGAUGGGGCACUAAAUAAAUCCGCUCCUCACUUUACGCGGCAGCAGACAUGAUGUUAGCGUGACGUUAGAGACCGUGGCCCUCAGAUUACAUUUCAGUAUCGGUCGCUUUGAGGAGCGAGACGAAUAUUUCAGAAGAACUUACUGAGGAAUAUGAGUCAGAGCUGCUAAUAUUCCCUGUCGUGUCACACCUCUGUAUUGCCUUUGAAGAACAUGAUUUAGAGUUAGCUUAGUGAUAUCUUUUUCCUCAAUCAACAUUUUUUUGGUUGUGAGAUGAUGUCGCCUCCCCCGAUGGCAAUACGAAGGACUUACUGCUGAAAAUAUUUGCCUUAAGAAGUAUAUUUUCUAUCACACAUGACCUACUGUUGUAGAUGAAAGCAUGACGGCCCCACUCGACUCUUCUUUAUAAAGGGCUGGUUUAUACUUCAUAUGGCAGAAAGUCACGCUGCUCUUGCAUGACACUAAUGUGAAAUUCGGUACUAGAACAUGUACACGGGUAUCCUGCAGUUUAUUUCAGUUUGAGGUCUGAUGGGACCCCUUAAAGGUACACUUAAUAUAUACGUUUCCUUCUGACACUAAGCCGUCAAACCUACUUAUUUUUGUAGAUACGCUUUGGGCCAAAAAUAAUGAACAUAAGCCCUUUUUCUUUAUAGCAUCUUUCUUUCGCAACAAUUUUAUUGAUUAUUAUCUCAACAGAAAUGUCCACCAAUGCCAUCAGGGUUCUCCUUAUUCUUGGACGAGGAUGGUACGGUCUAUAACCUGGAACCUGUUUUCAGAAUGAAUUACUUAACAGCCUUAAUGUUUAUGUUGAUCUAUAGGAGUUCUUUGGUGUUUCUUUUUUAAAUUAUGUAUCAAUUUAUUAGCAUGUUCCUACUAUGUUGUUUUUUGCAAUCAUCCUUACAUUUUCUAAAAUGUAAUAUCGCAUGUUGAGUGCAUCAGAGAAGAAAGAUCAAAUUGACACGCCUCCUAUUUUAGUCAAUUUCUUCAGCACGUGUUUAAUGAUGGAGAAGCAGGACCUGUGAAAAGACACAUUAGUCCUUUGGGGUUUGAUUUUUAAAUGAACAUAAAAGGCUUCGAUGUUGUGGUUGCUGAGCGUUGCUACAUACAUUUUUGUUGAUUUUCAUUCAAGUUGCGUCUUGAACAUGAACAUACUUGAAAAUGAUGCUUACUGUUGUCUGUAAAAAUAGGAAUCUGCCAUCUUGUUUUGACACAUUUGAAAAAAAGAAGAAUAAAGUUGGUGAAUGACGA